Messenger RNA from Branchiostoma belcheri (Belcher's lancelet), 2861 nucleotides. Its product is annotated as abl interactor 2-like. Gene Ontology annotation, molecular function: SH3 domain binding. NCBI's taxonomy places the organism in Eukaryota, Metazoa, Chordata, Leptocardii, Amphioxiformes, Branchiostomatidae. The record is from RefSeq and is a predicted model, not a curated record.
ACAUUCAAACGAAGCGGAAGUCCCAUGGUUCCUCACGCGGGAUGGGGAGGAGGACGGAAACCAAAAUGGCGGAGUUGAAUUCUCUGAUGGACGGAGAGAUUCCUGCGGGAAGACAAGCCCUGCAGGAGUCGCAGUUCAACUUACAGAGGGUCGCCGACUACUGCGAAAGCAACUACAUACAGAGCCAGGACAAGAGAACGGCACUGGAAGAGACAAAGAGCUAUACGACACAGUCGCUAGCCAGUGUGGCGUACCAGAUCAACUCCCUCGCCACCAACAUGCUGCAGAUGAUGGACAUCCAGGCUAACCAGCUACAGAAGAUGGAGUCAGCCAUCAACCACAUUUCUAUGACUGUGGACAUUCACAAAGAAAGUGCGAGGAGAGAAAUCGGCGUGCUGACAACCAACAAAACAGCCACGAGAACACACAAGAUCAUGGCGCCCGCGCGCCUCGACCGACCCGUCAAAUACGAGAGAAAACUGAUUGACUAUUCCCUUCUGGACGAUGUCGGACACGGUGUCAAAAUCACGCAGUCCAAAACCCCCCCACAGAGCUCGCUCAGAGUAGCCACCCCCACCACCCCUCCCGCCAUGCAAACCACCAACAAGUCGUCCGACUACAGAACGCCACAGGUAGUUAGAACCCCAAUAGUUCCCAACGAGUACACGCCGUCCCCCGUCAACAACCGGCCAGGCUCCGUCUCCUCACAGUACCAGAGAUCGUCACACGCGAGGUCCAUUAGUGCCCCUCCUCCAGUGGCCCCUCCACCCCCGCCUGGCUCACAGCAGGGAAUGGUACAGUCCAUGGGCCAGCAGGGGGAUAUGGCAGCUGUCAAUCAUGGCGGUGGAGCCCCGCCCCCUCCACCAGCCCCGCCCCCUAUGGUGAGCGCUGGGCAACAGCAGAUGAACUAUGCCACAGUGCACAGAUCCAGUGGACGGCGUGGCCAGGCAGAACACAGACCGCCUGAGAUGACAGCGCCGGGUUACCGGACCCUCCCCAACAUGCGCCGGUCUAACGUCCCUGCAGAGGACCCAGGAUACAGAAUGAAUGCAGGGUCACAGGAAGACUCUGGGUAUAGGUACGGCUAUCGGACAAGCCAAGGGCCUGGAGGAGAGGAGCCUGGCUAUAGAAGGAUAAAUGCCACCUCUCAGCUGCCCAUGGCUAACGGUGGGGUGGGCAUGAGGCCUCCACACAUGCAACAAGUCUCACAGGCAUCAAUUUCCCCGACCCCACCGCCGCCCCCGCCACCGGACAUGGAGAAUGACAUGUUUGAUUACGGACACUCCCACACACCGCCGCCACCACCACCGCUAGGGCACGAUAACGAUGACAACUGGAUGCCACAACAGUUCUUAGAGAAAGUGGUCGCGGUGUAUGAUUAUGAGAGGGAACGAGAGGAUGAGCUGUCGUUUAACGAGGGUCAGAUUAUCUACGUCAUCAAGAAGAACGAGGACGGCUGGUACGAGGGCGUGAUGAACGGCGCCCAUGGACUCUUCCCAGGAAACUACGUUGAACCUUUAGGAACGUAAAGCGCUCACUAGACCUCCUAGAACAGCUGGGCAGAAGGCCCACGGACAGAAUGAGAAGUCUACCCUGGACAGGGUUCUAGCUAGCGCGAAGUAGCGUAGGGGCCCCUACGCUAUAAUUUUCACCCCCACGCUAAAUUUCCCCCCCUACGCUAUAAUUUUGACCCCCUACACUAAAUUUUCCAUACAGCAUUGGGGCAUUGUGACUGUGUUUCUUUGUUCAAGAAUGCCAGAUCAAAUGUGAAAAAUUACCAAUCAAGGAUACAUUGUACAUACCUUUAACGGGCUUAGAAAUAACAUUUUUUCCCUUUGGGUAUCCCUCAAAUGGCCCCUUUUUUAGCUCAAUUUUUUAGAAGCUCUGCCCCAUCCCCCCUCUUGGUCGCUUUGCUCCCUUGACAUGCGUCCAGUACCACUACGCUAAAAUUAAAUCCUAGGUAGAACCCUGCUGGAAUCUUUGACAACUACUGUAUUGUGGAAAAUGUCCAUGGAAUGAUGAGUGAACAGAUUCUCAUGAAUUCCUGAGGUCUUCUGCCUGCUUCGGUAGAGAUAUUUAAAAAUUGAUUAUGUUUAACAUGAUUAAGAGGAUGUGCGAAUUACGCGAGGAGCGAAUUUUGGAAAAGUCCAUUUACUUGUCCUGUACAUUGAGUCAGAUUUCGUGUUACAUGUUUUAGUUUUCCAUUGAUUUAGUAACUAACAAAUGCUAUUGAUAUCUGGCACUAUGAACUUUGUCAAAAGAUAUCAAAUAUGUAGAAAAAAUUAUGCACAUUGGUGUGUGUAUUCCAUGCCAAAAAGAAUUUCAAGGAAUUUCGUACGGGAAAGUAUCCAACAUGUUUUGUUGUAAGACUUUUGUUGUAAGACACACUCAGAAACAUUCUUUUCUUGUUAAACAGUUGGAUCUCUGAAAUUUGACAAGUUUGCGGACUUUUGUAAGGAAUUUCUUCCUCCAACAUGCACUGAGCAAAAUAAGGCAUUGUUAAUGUGGACAGAUAUUGUAUAUAUAAUGUAUAUCUAUACUGCCAUAGCUAUUGAGAUGUAAUGGUGCAUACGGUGACACACAACUCGUGUCAACUCUUGUUAGAGACAAAGAUGUCAAAUUCUGACGCUUCCUUUUUGCGUGUGUGCGUUUCCUCACAUGCUAAAGAAUUUCUCGGAAUUCUAAAAGAAAAGCACCUCUUCCAACUUUUUCUACUGAAAAGCAGUAGUUCUACAUCUUAGUCCAGACUCAGCUGAAAAUUUGUCAAGUGACUCCCAAUACUCCUGUGCUAAAAAAGCUGUAUAUGUACAUAAAGCACAGUUAUCAAACUUAUAAUGGCAGAAAGUUGGCAUAUUCUUAAG